Messenger RNA from Loa loa (African eye worm), 1172 nucleotides. Its product is annotated as alpha-1,2 glucosyltransferase. The transcript has 2 exons. NCBI's taxonomy places the organism in Eukaryota, Metazoa, Nematoda, Chromadorea, Rhabditida, Onchocercidae. The record is from RefSeq and is a predicted model, not a curated record. Gene Ontology annotation, cellular component: endoplasmic reticulum. Bases 54 to 1172 code for a protein of 372 amino acids. Gene Ontology annotation, molecular function: dolichyl pyrophosphate Glc2Man9GlcNAc2 alpha-1,2-glucosyltransferase activity. Gene Ontology annotation, biological process: protein N-linked glycosylation; dolichol-linked oligosaccharide biosynthetic process.
GAUGAAAUUUUCCACAUAGAUCAAGCACGACGUUUUUGUGUAUUAAAUUUCACAUGGAAUCCGAAAAUUACGACGCCACCAGCUUUGUAUGUACUUUCGCUGUCUUUUUUUGUGGCUGUGAAAGAUACACGAAUUCUGUCUUGAUUCCUUUCGCUUUUGUCGGUUGCAUCCAGUUCCGACAACUUUUCCAGAAGCCCGUAUCCAAGCUGAAUUCUCGGUAUCUGGAAUUCACACUAAGUUCCUUAACUGUCCUAUUGCUUCCUGUACUUUUUCAUUCUUCACUCCUAUAUUAUACCGAUUUGUUAUCAUUAACAACACUGCUGUGGGCUACUUCUCUUCAACCGAGUGUACUCUCCUCUUCUAUUUUCGCAGUUUCUAUAUUUACGCGACAAACAAACAUCAUUUGGGCAGCUGUAUAUGGCUUAACUCACUUGUUUAUUUUAUUCAAAAAACAAAGCAAUGGUGCCUUCUCAAUAAUGGUACUGAUUAAGAGCUUGCUGCACUUUUGGUCAUUGCUAUUAUUACCCUUUGGUUUUAUCAUAUUUUUCCUAUGGAACGGUAAUAGUAUAGUGCUCGGUGAUCGCUUGGCCCAUCAACCAGUGGCUCAUUUCAUGCAAGUUUGUUAUUUUCUGAUUUUUCUGUGUUUCAGUUCAGCACCUUUACUGGCAUUCUCUGCCAAAACUUACCAAUGUCUUGUGUAUAUCAUCCGUAAGCCCUUUAAAUUAUUGACUUCUUCUUUACUUUUUACCUGUUGCGUUUACUUGUUUACAUUGCAACAUCCAUAUCUGCUGGCUGACAAUCGUCACUUUACUUUUUACAUCUGGAAACGAUGGUUUUUGCGUCAUCAGUACUGUAAAUAUGUUACUAUAAUCCUUUAUAUCAUGGCACUUGAGUUAGUUAGCCAAAUGAUGGAGCAUAUUCCGAAAGCCCUUACUUUGCUGUAUGUUUUGGGUACAGCGGCAGUAUUGGUACCGGCAUAUCUGCUGGAACCAAGGUAUUUCAUCAUACCCUACAUUUUCUGGCGUCUUAGUUAUCCAGAACGACGAAUUCCAGUAAUUAUUUUAGAACUAAUUUAUGAGUUUCUUAUAAAUGCUGUUGUUUUGUAUAUGUUCCUUUAUAGACCGUUUGAAUGGGUACAUGAGCCUGGCGUUAAACAGAGAUUUAUGUGGUGA